Molecule: messenger RNA, 1463 nt
Organism: Schizophyllum commune H4-8
Lineage: Eukaryota; Fungi; Basidiomycota; Agaricomycetes; Agaricales; Schizophyllaceae
Exons: 3
Coding region: 29-1360 (443 amino acids)
Source: RefSeq, a predicted model, not a curated record
UAGCGACUAGUAAUAUCAUCGCGCAAGUAUGGCGGCGGGCAUGAACGCGCCUCAGAUGGCUCUCGGCAGAGACGGACAGGGUAGCGAUGCGCAAUUGUUCCCCGCUGGUCGCGAAUGGGAAUACGCUUCCUUCUCGAAACUUGGCUCCACCUUGAUGGACGCCGAAGCCCAUUCACCAAUCUUCUUACAAAGGCCGGACAAGUGCUUCAUUGACCGUCUACCAAACGAGCUUCUCUGCGCGAUUUUUCUCAUCUGCGGAGGCCCAAACCCCGCCUCUAUCUAUCCGUGCUAUGAACUCAUGCACGACCGCACCUUUCAAGACUAUGACGGCGACUUCUAUAGCGAGGCCGCGACAGUUCUCGGGAGCGUCUGCGGGCGAUGGCGCGUGAUCACGCGCAAUCACCCAAUCUUAUGGACGAUUGUCGAUGUUGCAUACCCAAGCGGCGAUGCCUUCGCUACCCUGAAGCGCUGCCUGGAGUUCUCCGCUGGCCUUCCUCUCGCGCUUCAAAUAUGCGGCUGGGGUAUUGGACCUGUCGAUGACCGCUUCAUGCGCCUCGUUGCCGCGAACGCCCAUCGCUGGACGGAAAUAUCCAUCAGGCUGUUCAAAGCACUUGAAAGCCUAGAGCCUUUGCUAUCGACACCGCCAGAGUGUUUUUCCUCACUCCAGAGAGCCCACAUUGACAUUGCGCUCUGUUUGACUCAUGGAUCAAGCACAGACAUGUCGCUGUGGCGCUUGUUCAUGCGCUCGCCUCAUCUACGCGUGGUUGACUGGACACGUGCAGCAUACAUCCGAGCGGGAAUAUCCCUCGCACCCCUGCACCAACUUACGCAUGUAGGGCUUCACGAUGCAAAGCCAGACAUGGUCCCGCCCAUUCUCAGCAUGUGCGUCAAUCUCGAAGUCCUCGUUAUCAGUAUUUUCGUCGACCAAUUCGCUGCCGAUCCUUUUCACGAUCAUCCAUCAUACCACCUACCCCAUUUGCGGGACUUGUUGCUGUGUGGGUCAUACGACUGGUCCAUCUUACUUUCUUGUGUCAUUGCUCCUGCGCUCCAACGUCUUGAGAUGUCGAAGACGAAGAUCUACCGCUCUGCGAUACAGCGGAUGCUCAGAAGAUCAUCCGCGCGCCUCCGGAUGUUUGGCAUGCAUUGGCUGGUGACUGGACAGGCAGAGGAUGCCGUAGCUCUCCUACGCGGACCAUUCAUGGAGGAUCUGCAGAUCGUGCUCUAUGAGAGCUACUUCGAAGGUCUCAUAGAAGAAUGGGAAGCAAGGUUUGACCCCAAGCCUUUUAUUCCGAGCCAUGUCUCGUUCUACACAACAAAUGCGUUGCAGGCAGAGGAAUUGUAUGGAAUGAUGCCUCGGUAAUGUAGUAGAUAAUCGAAACCCGGACUUAAAUACUGAAUCUACUGAAGCUGUCGAAUACGAUCGUACUGUGCCAUCCAAUCAGUUCGAGUCAUCACAUUUCAAC